AAGUUUCCUCUUUAUAAUAAGCCAGCCAGCCAGCUGUAUAGAAAUAAACAAUUUAUAAAAUGCCACCAAAAAAGGAUGCAAAGGGCGGCAAGGAUAACAAAUCAUCUGGAAGCAAGAAAGGUGCUGCCGCAACCGGUGAUGACAAAGGUAAGGAAAAGAAAGGCGGAAAUGCAGUAAAAGUGCGGCAUAUUCUCUGUGAAAAGCAAGGAAAAAUAUUAGAGGCUUUGGAAAAACUAAAAGCUGGUCAAAAAUUCCCAGAAGUAGCGGCAGCUUACAGUGAGGAUAAGGCGCGACAAGGUGGCGACUUAGGUUGGCAAAUUCGUGGUGCCAUGGUGGGACCUUUCCAAGAUGCGGCGUUUGCUUUGCCCAUAUCGAAUGUUAACAACCCGGUGUAUACCGAUCCUCCCAUAAAGACGAAAUUUGGCUAUCACAUUAUUAUGGUGGAGGGAAAAAAAUAAAAGGAUAUUUAUGCUGUAAGCUUGUAUAGGUUUUGUAAUAAAAAAACUCAAUUGAAU
This is a messenger RNA of Bactrocera neohumeralis, 515 nucleotides long. RefSeq names its product peptidyl-prolyl cis-trans isomerase NIMA-interacting 4. Gene Ontology annotation, biological process: rRNA processing. The transcript has 2 exons. Lineage: Eukaryota; Metazoa; Arthropoda; Insecta; Diptera; Tephritidae. Gene Ontology annotation, molecular function: peptidyl-prolyl cis-trans isomerase activity; DNA binding. The coding region runs from base 60 to 458 and encodes 132 amino acids. The record is from RefSeq and is a predicted model, not a curated record.